Messenger RNA from Rosa rugosa (rugosa rose), 2004 nucleotides. RefSeq names its product 3beta-hydroxysteroid-dehydrogenase/decarboxylase-like. NCBI's taxonomy places the organism in Eukaryota, Viridiplantae, Streptophyta, Magnoliopsida, Rosales, Rosaceae. Gene Ontology annotation, biological process: steroid biosynthetic process. Gene Ontology annotation, molecular function: 3-beta-hydroxy-Delta5-steroid dehydrogenase (NAD+) activity. Bases 122 to 1804 code for a protein of 560 amino acids. The transcript is spliced from 12 exons. The record is from RefSeq and is a predicted model, not a curated record.
CUUCUUAGCUUUUGUCACCUUCGUCUCUUCAGUCCAACUCACUCUCUCUCUCUCUCUCUCUCUCUCAGCGCCUCAGAUCUCUGAUUCACCUGAAAGCUUCGUUAUCUGUUUCACUUCACCGAUGGCCGGCGAUGAGAGAUGGUGCGUCGUCACCGGAGGCCGUGGCUUCGCCGCUCGCCAUUUGGUUCUCAUGCUCAUCCGCCAAAACGUCUUCCGCGUCCGAAUCGCCGACCUCGGCCCCACCGUCGAUCUCGAACCUUCCGAGUCCAACGGAGUCCUCGCCGAUGCUUUGAACUCCGGCCGCGCCCAGUACAUUUCCAUCGACCUCCGCCGUAAGGAUCAAGUUCUUCAAGCAUGUCAAGGUGCUGAGGUUGUGUUCCACAUGGCGGCUCCCAAUUCGUCCAUCAACAAUUACCAGCUCCACCAUUCGGUCAAUGUGGAAGGAACUAAGAAUGUGAUUGAUGCUUGUGUUGAGCAGAAAGUGAAGAGGCUCAUAUACACUAGCUCUCCUAGUGUUGUGUUUGAUGGGGUUCAUGGCAUUAUUGAUGGGGAUGAGUCAUUGCCAUAUCCACCUAAGCACAAUGAUACUUAUUCGGCCACUAAAGCGCAAGGAGAAGAGUUGGUAAUCAAGGCAAACGGUGUUAAAGGGCUUCUAACCUGCUGCAUACGCCCUAGCAGCAUUUUCGGACCCGGUGAUAGGUUACUUGUUCCAUCUUUAAUUGUUGCCGCCAGGGCAGGGAAAUCCAAGUUCAUUAUCGGAGAUGGCAAUAACAUUUAUGACUUCACGUAUGUUGAAAACGUGGCCCAUGCCCAUAUAUGUGCAGAACGAGCUCUAGCGUCUGAAGGGACAGUUGCAGAGAAAGCUGCAGGACAGGCAUAUUUUAUAACCAAUAUGGAACCUAUCAAGUUUUGGGAGUUUAUGUCACUUAUUCUAGAAGGUCUUGGCUAUGAAAGACCAAGGAUAAAAAUCCCUGCAGCUGUUAUGAUGCCAAUUGCACAUGUGGUGGAGUGGACAUUUAAGCUUUUUGGUCCAUAUGGGAUGAAGGUUCCACAGUUGACGCCUUCAAGAAUUAGACUUCUCUCUUGCACCAGAUCUUUUAAAUCUUCAAAAGCACAGGAUCGAAUUGGUUACACCCCCAUCAUUUCGCUUCAGGAGGGUCUUAAGAGGACAAUCGAGUCAUACCCACACUUGAGGGCUGAACAUCGACCCAAAAGAGAAGGGCCAUCUAAAGCUUCUGUGUAUCUUGGAAGUGGGAGGGUUGCUGAUGCAUUACUGUGGAAGGACAAAAAACAGACAUUCAAGGCACUAUUAUUUUUUAUUGCAAUCUACUACAACUUCAUUGCAUCUCAAGCUACAGUUAUUACCGUAAUUUCAAAGAGUCUCAUGUUCACAUCAAUUUUCGUGUUCAUCUCUGGCAAUUUACCAGAAAAGAUAUUAGGAUAUAAACUCGAGAAGCUUCAGUCAUCACAUUUUAACUUAUCAGAAGAGAUGUCACAACAAAUUGCUGGGUCGGUGGCCUCAUCAUGGAAUAUAUCUGUGAAAACUUUAAAAUCUCUUGGGAAAGGAAAUGACUGGAUAUUGUUUCUUAAGGUGGCUCUAUCCUUACUGGUUCUUAGCUUCCUUGGAGCCAUUUCACUUCAGCACUCAUUUAUUAUAGGAGUUUCCACUGCCUUUCUCGCCUUCUAUGUGUACGAAAAGCAGGAAGAAAAAAUCGAUGCCAUGGUCCUAGAAGCUUUCUCUCGUGGAUGCAAAUUGAAGUCCAAUAUGCUCCGAAAAUUCAGUACAUCCAAAAAGAUUGAGUGACUUGCUGAUAGUGUUCAUAGUCCUGCUGCCUGCAUGUUGUCAUUCUGGUAUAAUUGUGUGGGAAUUCAUAGAGAAAUGCGUGCUGUGUCCCAGGAAAGAAAAUGAUUCCAUUUUGUGUAUUCCAUUUUCUUUAAUCUUCAACUAAUUCUUUGUGUAUGUCCAUUUUAUUGUGUAAGCCCCCUUAAGAUCGUUGUGUCUUA